Molecule: messenger RNA, 439 nt
Organism: Ahaetulla prasina
Lineage: Eukaryota; Metazoa; Chordata; Lepidosauria; Squamata; Colubridae
Product: adenosine receptor A2b-like
Exons: 1
Coding region: 56-418 (120 amino acids)
Biological process (GO): G protein-coupled receptor signaling pathway, coupled to cyclic nucleotide second messenger; chemical synaptic transmission
Cellular component (GO): membrane; dendrite
Molecular function (GO): neurotransmitter receptor activity; G protein-coupled serotonin receptor activity
Source: RefSeq, a predicted model, not a curated record
CUCGGGAAGAAGAAGUGACUUUGCCGUCGGAUGAUCCCCAAGAACAAAAGCCACCAUGGAUAUUGGUUUCGUGGUCCUUGAGAGCGUCCUGGCCAUGGCCAUCGUCACAGUCAACCUGCUGGUGUGUGUCACCAUCUACCUGCACAAGGAGCUGAGAUGCAUCACCAACUACCUGAUUGUCUCCUUGGCAGUGGCCGAUUUUGGCGUGGGCGCUCUAGCCAUCCCUUUCUCCAUGGUGCUCAGCAUGGAGUACACCUUGUAUUUCUACACCUGUCUCUUCCUCACUUGCUUCCCACUGGUCACCACCCAGUUCUCCAUCCUCCUCUUGUUGGUGAUAGCCGUCCAUACCCACCUGAAGAUCAAGCUACCCAACAGGCAAGUCCUGUUCUUGGACCGGGAUCCAGAGUGUGACGUUUGAAUGUGUGUGAGUGUGUGUGUG